This is a messenger RNA of Lactuca saligna, 402 nucleotides long. NCBI's taxonomy places the organism in Eukaryota, Viridiplantae, Streptophyta, Magnoliopsida, Asterales, Asteraceae. The record is from the annotation of a GenBank genome assembly.
AUGUAUGAAACCAUACAAUUCCCACAAGUCUGGAAGCCAUCUCUUUACAUGUACCUUUCCUUGGCUCUUAGUUUUUGUACACACGAAGGCCAGUUUUAUUGGUACACUGACCCUAAAGCUGGCCCUGGAUUCACUCAGGAAUUGGCUGGAAUGGUACAUGCAAUUGGAGCAUUGGCUUCCAUUGUUGGAGUUUUGAUCUAUCACAAGCUCCUCAAAGACUACUCAUUUCGAAACCUAAUAUUUUUUGCUCAAUUGGUAUACGGCCUCUCAGGGAUGCUUGACCUCAUGUUCAUCUUACGAUGGAACCUUGCUAUUGGGCUUCCCAACUACCUAUUUGUGGUCUUGGAAGAAUGUGUUUCCCGAAUAGUAAGCAGAGUCAGAUGGAUGCCAAUGAUUGUAUAG